This is a messenger RNA of Doryrhamphus excisus (bluestripe pipefish), 2825 nucleotides long. RefSeq names its product G protein-coupled receptor 45 (gene gpr45). Gene Ontology annotation, molecular function: G protein-coupled receptor activity. Gene Ontology annotation, cellular component: membrane. The record is from RefSeq and is a predicted model, not a curated record. Lineage: Eukaryota; Metazoa; Chordata; Actinopteri; Syngnathiformes; Syngnathidae. Gene Ontology annotation, biological process: G protein-coupled receptor signaling pathway.
UACGCCGUCUCCAGGCGGCACAGUGACGACCGAGUCCGCUAUGGAAUAUUCAAAUUGAUUAGAGAUUUUUUUUAUAUUUUUGUUAUUAUCUUAUAUAUUUUGUGACAUGCUAUGCUGUGGCGGGUGAGGAGCACCAGUGAAGGCACCACCAUGUAUGAUGGGGGCGACAUGACACCAAAAUGAUGAUGACAGGAUGAUGCUCCAAAUGUGUGAGCUGCAAGAUGGCAGCAGCCUUUGAAAGUGCUCAAACACCUCUUCCACGCCAAUAUCCUCUGGUAAAGCACCAUCAUGGCUUUUUGCAAUGAAAGCCUGUUGGAGGGGUGCGACCUCAUGGAGCCGGAUGAUGUCAUUGAAACCGCAAAAAGCCCCUCAUCUGACCCCGGGCCUCCUCUCAUAUCGGUCACAUUGCGUGUGACUCUGGCUGCCAUCAUGAUCUUUAUGAUCACCAUCGGUUUCCUGGGCAACUCCAUCGUAUGCCUGAUCGUCUACCAGAAGCCGGCCAUGCGUUCUGCCAUCAACCUCCUCCUCGCCACGCUGGCCUUCUCGGACAUCAUGUUGUCGCUCCUCUGCAUGCCCUUCACCGCCGUCACACUAGGAAGCGGCGACUGGAGCCUCGGGAGUGGAUUCUGCCGUGCCUCCAUCAUGCUCUACUGGCUCUUUGUCUUAGAGGGCGUGUCCAUACUCCUCAUCAUCAGCGUGGAUCGUUUCCUCAUAAUUGUACAGCGCCAGGAUAAGUUGACGCCACAUAGAGCUAAGGUCUUGAUCACAGGUUCAUGGAUGUUGAGUUUAUGCAUCUCCUUACCGUCUGUCGUGGGCUGGAGGACAGGCGCUGCCGACAUAGGGGAUGCCUGGGCACCGCAGUGCGUUCUGGGUUACAGCGAAUCCGUGGCUGACAGAGCCUACGCUGUUCUUUUGGCGGCGGCGGUCUUCUUCGCUCCCUUUUCCGUCAUGCUCUACUCUUACUUGUGCAUCCUCAACACGGUGCGGCACAAUACCCUGCGCGUCCACAGCCACGGCAGCGAGCCUUCUUGCCUGCCGGCUCUCAACCAAGUCAGCAAAAGGAGGCUCAUCGGUCUGCAGAGACACCCCCACAUUAAAGUGGACAUGAGCUUCAAGACCAGGGCCUUCACCACCAUCCUCAUCCUCUUUGUGGGCUUCUCGGCAUGCUGGCUGCCUUACACUGUGGUGAGCCUGCUGGCCGUCUUCAGCCGCCGCUUCUACUACAGCCCGGCCUUCUAUCCCAUCAGCAUAGGCGCCUUGUGGCUCAGCUACCUGAAGACGGUCUUCAACCCCAUCAUCUACUGCUGGAGGAUCCGGAAGUUCAGAGAGGCCUGUCAAGAGUUUGUCCCAAAGAGCUGCCGUCUGUGUCCGAGGGUGGCGGGACGGAGCAGAAGGAGGGUGCGACCCAGCAACAUUUACAUCUGCAGCGAGACACAAUCUGCUGUCUGAAAGGCACAAGAUGGCCACUUUUUGUCUUCAAUAUGAUGGUGGCCAUGGCGUCUGACAGUAAAAACAACCACAUUGUCCAAUGUCAAUUUUCUCUCCUGCUUGUGAUAUUUCAUCAUCAGUGGUGUGUUGUUUUUGACUCCAUUAAUCAACAUUGGGCCUCAGUGGUGACUGGGAUGGGCAUUUUACUCAAUUUUCCCUGAUCUACUGAUUUAUAAUUAAUUGAUAAAAAAUCAAUUAAUUAUUGACUCGCUUUCUGAAUCUCAACUCUCAAGUAUCGAGCAGAAUAAUGUUACUGGAAAAGGUCUGCGUGGAUGUAGUUUGACACCUACAUACUGUAGUAUGUCUUAUCAUAAGACAGCCAACCUGUUAAGACUGAACCCAACUCUCCAUCUCCCACUCAGUUGCUUUUAGGGGCCAUAAAUCAACAAUCAUUUCCACUAAACUAACAGAAUAACAAAGAGUAAAUGAAUGAAUUGUUGUCAUAUUGUUGCCGGCAUCAUGCUACCUUUGUUUAGACAACGAACGUGAAUUUCUCUCUGAAUGUUCUGAACUCCUGUUUCGAUGUCAGUGUUGUAUUAUGUGAGGAGGAAAGCAGGAGUUAUGCCAUAACAGAAGUAUCUGUGGAUGUAAUUCAUAUCUGAUGAACAAAGUAGUUGAUACAGAAUCAGCAGUGCCUCUGCUGGUUGCAGCUAGGCAGUGCACUCUAUCAACACAAACGACAGAAUUAUUAAAAGUCAGCCAUUUCAGUUAACUGUUAUAUUUUUUGGGGAUUUAAUGGGACGGGGGAGAAGUGUUUGUGGAGGUAGCCAAAAAUGCCAUAGCUGACAUCUCAUUGGUAUUAUUAUCAGCCAAUAAGCAGCAGCUAAGUACUGCGCUCCAUUUUGCCUCGACUGCAUCAAGACGACAUGAUAAAUCAGUUCCACGAUAGCCCAAAUUCUUAGCAGUUAUUAAAGAAUUGAAUAAAAUGGCCAUCCCUCGUGGUAAUCGUUAGGUCAGUGAUGUUUCUUCAGAAAAAAAGAGGGGGAAAUGCUACUAUUGUCCAGUGAUGUUCUCAGACAUUUGAUGAGUGAGUUAGUAAUCAUACAGUAUUUACCUGCAUAUAAUCAUUUGACAAGGAUAGAAAAAGCCAAAUAAACACGAUUUUUAAAACAAUGGUCUUGUGUCGGUUCUUAAUUGUUUCCACAAUGUAAACAGAGCUAAGGACGCAUGAUAUGACUUGAGAUUGGGAUACAAAAGACCAGUGUUCACAUCAAUGGAGACUUUAUGACCUGUGGCCACACUAUCCAACCAUGUAUGCUGGAGCCUAUCCCAGCUAGGUUGUCUAGAACCCGGAAGGUUGGUGGGUCAAUCUUUGCUCAAUCCAACCAGUCACAGUU